Messenger RNA from Podospora bellae-mahoneyi, 1040 nucleotides. RefSeq lists its product as uncharacterized. The record is from RefSeq and is a predicted model, not a curated record. The transcript is spliced from 4 exons. The coding region runs from base 91 to 897 and encodes 268 amino acids. NCBI's taxonomy places the organism in Eukaryota, Fungi, Ascomycota, Sordariomycetes, Sordariales, Podosporaceae.
GUAAAAACUUUUUAAAGGGUCGGCCAUUGGUUCUCAUCGCUCAUCAUCGAAUCACUCUCCCGACAUAGAUUCAUAGCAUAGCAAUACCGUAUGCUACUCUACCCGUGUCGCAGUCUGCCAAUUCAACCAUGUCAGAUUCUUGUGGCGAUGACCCCUUGCCCAAGCCCCCGAUGGAGUUGGAAGUCAAAUGCCGCAAAGCCCUUGAAAGAUACGCAACAAUUACAAAGAUGGAUGGCACGAGACACUUCCCUUCAGACAUUCACCGAUAAUCUGCCAACAUCAGGACGUUCAACACUCAUGUCAGAGAUCGUCGAACACGCGGAGAAUCAUGCUAAAUUGAGGCAAUUGAGAAAUUUCUUGGUGGAUGCCAUUUUCAAACCAGCCGCACUGGCCCCUGAGUUUGACCAGGAUAUUGACAAGCAUAUCGCCACAAUGGCCGAAAGGUCACGCCCCAAAAAAGGGCGUCAAUAUCUCAGACGACAAUGCCUUCUUAGAGAUGACCACCGCUGUAUCAUGACUGUGCAGCUACGUGGUGGGCCCUCCGUUGGUACUUCGACCUUUCCGACCGCAACUUCCACCCAGAUAUCCUCCACGAGCCCGAAAAUACCAUAUUCCUCACGAUUGGAGUUCGUCAAGGAGUACCGACAGUUUCGGAUAGCUUUGGAACCUGGAGAAGGCAAUGGAAAUAUCUACACCUGCCGUAUCAUGGAUCCAGAGACCCGGAUCAUGUCUGUAGAUCAUUUUGCUCCCCAAGAUCAGCCCAUCACCUUGACGCAUGAUGACAACAUUCCAAUGCCUAGUAGGGACCUUCUUAGAAUACAUCAUAACUUGGGUAAAAUCUUUCAUGCUGAGCCACGUUUGAACUGGAACGUGAUGAUUGGAGAAGAAGGUUGUUAAUGGGAUAUAUUCAGCAUGUAUGAUCUUGGUAUCUAUGUAACAGCUUCCUUGCGGGAUCUAUAUGGUUUGAUAUUGAUGGAGAUGGAUUGCUAUUCAAGAAGGCGGACGCCGAGAGUAGUGAAAUAUACAUUACGCCCACCCAA